Molecule: messenger RNA, 1789 nt
Organism: Daucus carota subsp. sativus
Lineage: Eukaryota; Viridiplantae; Streptophyta; Magnoliopsida; Apiales; Apiaceae
Product: probable acyl-[acyl-carrier-protein]--UDP-N-acetylglucosamine O-acyltransferase, mitochondrial
Exons: 11
Coding region: 68-1123 (351 amino acids)
Biological process (GO): lipid biosynthetic process
Molecular function (GO): acyl-[acyl-carrier-protein]-UDP-N-acetylglucosamine O-acyltransferase activity
Source: RefSeq, a predicted model, not a curated record
ACCUGAUUAGUGUGAACACAAAGAAUAAACUAUCUCAUUAUUUUCUUUCCCGUUCAACUCAGCCUUGAUGCCCAUGCCGCCGUCCUCUUCCUCUGCACUUUCCCGGCUUAUAAAAAAGCAAUUACAACACAGACCAUCUUUACCUAUCUCUCUCACCAACAUCACACUCAAACGCUUCACUUCAACACUCACCUGUGAGAAAAACCCAGGUGGGAAAAGCCCUGCCUUUAUUCAUCCUGCUGCCAUUGUGCAUCCUAAUGCUGUUCUGGGUCAGGGUGUUUCAAUUGGUCCCUUUUGUAGUGUUGGGUCUACUGUGAAGUUAGGAAAUGCAUGCCAACUGUACCCUGGUAGCCAUGUUUUUGGUAAGUCCGAAUUGGGCGAUAACUGCAUAUUGAUGACUGGGGCUGUGGUUGGAGAUGAAUUACCUGGGAGCACAGCUAUCGGGUGCAAUAAUAGAAUAGGACAUCAUGCUGUGGUAGGAAUCAGAUGCCAAGACUUGAAGUACAAGCCGGGAACUGAAUGCUUCUUAGAGGUGGGGGACAACAAUGACAUUAGAGAACAUACGUCUAUCCACCGAUCUUCGAGGUCAUGUGAAAAAACAAUUAUAGGUGACGACAACCUUAUUAUGGGGUCUUGCCACAUAGCCCAUGACUGCAAAGUGGGCAGUAACAACAUAAUUGCAAACAACACCCUUCUAGCAGGUCAUGUGGUGGUAGAGGAUUAUGUUCACACUGCGGGAGCAAGUGUUGUUCAUCAGUUCUGCCAUAUUGGUUCUUUUUCAUUUAUUGGCGGUGGUUCUGUGGUGUCACAAGAUGUACCAAAGUAUAUAAUGGUGGCCGGAGAAAGGGCGGAGCUACGUGGUUUGAAUUUAGAAGGCCUGCGACGUCAUGGGUUCUCAUCUUCUGAGAUGAGGAGCCUGAAAUCAGCUUAUAGAAAGAUAUUUAUGGCUAGUGAUGGAACUUCCGGAAGCUUUGAAGACCGACUUGCUGAAGUGGAGCAACAUCAAGAAUGGGCUCUUGUUCCUUCUGUGUGCUUUAUGGUGCAAUCCAUCCGUAAUUCUUUCAAAGAAGACCGUCGAGGAAUCUGCAAAUUUAGAUCUCGGAGUAGUGCAGGAUCUGUAUGAAUUUAUUCGCAGAGAAACACUUAGCAAGUGCUACUUGGCUUUUUGGGUUUCAUAAGGAACUGGAGAACAAGAAUCAUAGGCCCAAUACCAGGCACCCUACUGCGUGGAAAUAUCAGGGUUGAGAGAAAUAUUUAUAAAACUGACUUUACCUCCUGCGUUUUUUCGUAUGGUAAGGAGCAUGGACUGUAAUAAUAGCAUAGCUCGAGUAUCCUUGAACUUGAAGAAGACAGACAAUUUGAAAAUCGGUUGCUGAAAAGUUUUGCAUUAUCUCUGUAGUACAAUAUCUUACAGUCAUAUUUCAGGGUUUAGUUUUUUCUGUUUAAGCACUGGUAAUUUUCUGUGAGUACCAGAUUAUUCUCUACCAGCUUCACCAAGAAGUCUGGGGUAAUUUUUGCCCAAGAGAAUGCUGCGGGUUCUUUCAUUCCAGGUUUACCCCUGAAAUAUAUCUAGAGGUCAGUAUCAGCGGCAAAGCUAGAGGGUACAGCGGAUCAACGAAGAUGCCUUCUCGCUUAAUUUAUUUAGCAGUUUAUGUUGUGAAUUUCAAGGGGAACAUCAUCAGGUAAUAUUCUGGGUUCAAACCAGUCAUUAAUCAUUUUGCUAUCAUUCUUCUUUGUUUCUUUAACUUUUUAUACUCUAGUGACAAUCAAGAAAAAUGUUCUACACUUC